GUCAUACCUGGAACCAUUGAUGACCGUAGUUAUAUGGAAGAAGUGAGGAGAUGGCAGAUUUGUCGUUGUUUUUGACCACUGUAAACGUGUCGUUGGGACCAACUAUGGAGGUGGAAAAGAGUCCUGGAGCGUCCACUGACCUGGAAAUGGGAGACACUGGGAGUCAGGGGAGGGUGAAGGUACCCCGCAGGACCAUCUUCUUUGCCAGUGGUGAGACCAUGGAGGAGUAUAGCACUGAUGAAGAGGAGGAAGAGGAGCCUUUACAGAAGGAAGUGAAGACUGUGGAUCCGUCCAAACUGACAUGGGGUCCUUAUUUCUGGUUUCACAUGUGGAGGAUGGCCACUAACACAAUCACAGUGUGUGACUACAUGGGAGAGAGACUGGCCUCUCUAUUUGGCAUCACUACUCCCAAAUACCAGUAUGCUAUCGAUGAGUACUAUCGCAUCAAGAAAGAGGAGGAGGAGGAAGAGGAGGAGAACAGACUGGCUGAGGAGGCAGAGCGUCGGUUUGCAGAGCAGCAGCGAGGUGCACAGAGUGAUCCCUCAGAUCCUUACUCUGCUACUGUGGAGCAGCCAGAAGCGACGUUUGUAAAUGUUAGCUUCGAGGUUGAGCCUGAAUCUACUCUGAACGUUCCAGACAGAGUCCCUUCACCUCUACCCUCAUAAAACGUUAACAUGUGCAACAAGUCAGACUUCUCUGUCAGUGGGGGAAAGCUUCAUUUAUUUAGUUGUAUAGUUUAAUAAUAUUGUUAUUUUUCUACUUUUUGUAAGAGUAGUAAGUUUAAAUUUUAAAAAGGGCUGAGGAGUGGCUGAAUCAGCCACAUCUGUGAACGUACAUGUUUGUGUGUACAUGUAUUCUUAUGUGAAACUGGGAAGUAUCAGUUAACUGUAGACUAAUCAUUACAACUGGACUCGAUUAAUUUUCAAUUGAUCAGCUGAAAAAGUAAGAAAAAUGUCAGCAUCUUUAUAGAAUUUAAAUAUCAAUGGUUACAAAAUCUGGGGCAAAUACAAGAUGUCCACAUCCUUGGGUUUAGCAGCACCAUAUCUGUAAAUGCUGGUCCUCCUACUGAAUUUAUGCAAUACAAACCAUACAAGUUUUACCAAGUGAAGCCUUAAAACAAUAAUCUAUAAAGAUGAGCAGUUGAUGAUUUCCUGUGCAGUUGCGUAUUGUAGUGAGAUUUAUUAACUCGACUUGUGUACAUAACCUCAAAAUUUUUUCUUAGCUGUUGUAGAGUAAGUAAUAAACUCAAUGUAGCACUCCAGUUUAUCAGUGUCUAUACUGGUGAAGAUAGUGGCCCUUACAUUAUAUAAGAAUUGUAUCCUUGCUGUGUAGGUUUAGGGUUCAACCUUUAAGUGUCCUUGUGGGAAUGCUUGCUGCGUGGGCUGAGACUGAGCUGUCAUAAGCUUCUUAAUAAUUAUCCACUGAUAUGAUGAUGUGGAACAGGCGCCAUCGCAGCAAGUGCAGAGUACAAGCCUUCUGAUUUGCCAAAAAUUACAUGCACGUCUUCUCCAAAUAAUCCAUUUCAGAUAACACUAUUCAAAUACGAGAUAAUUGUAUUUGAAAUAUAUGUAUCAACAUAUCAGAUGUUUAAAUGUACAUUUCUCAUUAAGUCACUGUAUUGGUUUAUGAAGGAUAUUAAUCAUAUUUUUCCAGAGUGAA
Messenger RNA from Sphaeramia orbicularis (orbiculate cardinalfish), 1659 nucleotides. RefSeq names its product family with sequence similarity 177 member A1 (gene fam177a1a). The transcript has 5 exons. The record is from RefSeq and is a predicted model, not a curated record. Lineage: Eukaryota; Metazoa; Chordata; Actinopteri; Kurtiformes; Apogonidae. The coding region runs from base 51 to 665 and encodes 204 amino acids.